Prosopis cineraria is the source of this 3700-nucleotide messenger RNA. Its product is annotated as pentatricopeptide repeat-containing protein At4g08210. Bases 507 to 2576 code for a protein of 689 amino acids. Gene Ontology annotation, biological process: RNA modification. Gene Ontology annotation, molecular function: RNA binding; protein binding. NCBI's taxonomy places the organism in Eukaryota, Viridiplantae, Streptophyta, Magnoliopsida, Fabales, Fabaceae. The transcript has a single exon. The record is from RefSeq and is a predicted model, not a curated record.
GCUUUGGCGCAUUCUUCUUCAGUUUUUCUACACACUUCAGAUUGCGUUGGACUCAGGCAGCGCGUUCUUAUUCUCACAGGACCACCUCCACUCUGCGUUCUUCUUCUUCGACUCAGUUCAGUUAUCUCACUGGCGUGUUCUUCCGUUUUGCUAUUUUGGACUUGGUGUGUUAAAAGUGUGAAAUUUAUGGUCUGUUUUGCUAUAUCUCGCCGGCCGUUCUUCCGUUUUGCUACUUUGCAAUUCCGUUUUGCUAUAUCUUCCGAUGUCUAAAUCAGAAGGUCAAAUGUUGUGGUGGAGUCAGGCUGACGCUGUUUGUUAGCCGUGAUUAUCUUUGUAUGAUGAUGUUGGCGCCAAUUGCAUCCUGGGGAGUGGUGAUAAUACUCAUGCUGGUUCUUGCCUAUGGCCACUGCCAUACGCAUCAAAUUGUUACUUUUAGGAAUCUUCCCAUUUUGCAUAGUUUAGAUCAAUGAGGAUUGAGGACAAUUGACGGAUGAUGAUGGGUUUCAAUGGAUUUAAACAAAAUCCAGAUAGGUUUACGAUGUUGUGGGUACUUUCAAGCUUUAAAACAUGGAAGAUCAUUUCAUUCUUAUUUAAUAAAACUCGGGCUUUUGAGUGAUAUAUUCCUUGCAAACAAUAUGCUAUCCGUGUAUGUGAAAUGCCCUCAUUUAGAUGACGCGCAAAAGCUUUUCGAUGAAAUGCAUGGCCGAAAUAUCAUUACUUGGACGACAAUGGUAUCCGCGUAUGCCAACUGUGGGAGGCCUUGCGAGGGUCUUAAACUUUAUAAUCAGAUGCUGGAAUCUAGAACACAGGAACCCAACGAAUUCUUGUACUCUGCUGUUUUGAAGGCUUGUAGUCUCGUAGGUGAUGCUGAGUUGGGUAAGCUGAUUCAUCAAGAUAUAUAUAGAGCUAAGUUGGAAUUUGACACUGUUUUGAUGAAUGCACUCUUGGACAUGUAUGCCAAAUGUGGAAAUUUGAGAGACGCUCAACAAGUUUUCAACGCAAUCCUGUGUAAAAAUUCAAUUACGUGGAACACCCUUAUUUUGGGUUAUACUAAAGAAGGAUUAAUGGACGAAGCAUUGGAUUUGUUCAAUCGAAUGCCAGAACCCGAUCUUGUAACUUGGAACAGUAUCAUUGCUGGCCUUGCAUAUAAUGGUAGUCCCCAAGCAUUGCAAUUUGUUUCUAUGAUGCACAGGAAGGGCCUUAAACCAGACUCAUUCACAUUCUCGUGUGCUCUUAAAACCUGUAGUUAUCUUAAUGAUUUAAUCAUUGGGGGACAGAUUCAUUGUCAUAUUAUUAAGUCUGGCUUUGAGUCUAACGUUUACAAUAUAUCAGCAUUGAUUGACAUGUAUUCGAAUUGCAAGUUUUUAAAUGAAGCAAUCAAGAUAUUUGAUCAAUUCUCUGUGAGCUAUCCUUUCACUCAAGGUUUGGCGCUCUGGAAUUCUAUGCUUGCAGGGUAUGUUGCCAAUGAAGAUUAUGCAAAGGCUCUCAAUAUGAUUGCACAUAUUCAUUAUUCUGGUGCGCAAUUUGAUUCCUAUUCUUUUAGUAUUGCUUUAAAGAUUUGUAUCUACUUUAAGAAUUUGAGACUGACGUCUCAAGUGCAUGGUUUGAUAAUAACUUGUGGCUAUGAGUUAUAUUAUGUUGUUGGAAGCAUUCUUAUUGAUCUAUAUGCAAAACAAGGCAACAUUGACAAUGCACUGAGAUUGUUUGAAAGGAUGUCAGAUAAGGACAGUGUGGCUUGGUCUAGUUUGAUUGCUGGUUGUGCUAGACUCGGUUUAGGUACAUUAGCUUUUUCUCUCUUUACAGAUAUGGUCAAGUUAGAUCUCGAGAUUGAUCAAUUUGUCAUUUCUAGCGUUCUGAAAGUUUCUUCAAGUUUGUCAUCUCUACGAAGUGGCAAGCAAAUCCAUGCUUACUGUGUCAAAAAGAGAUAUGAAUCAGAAGGUGUUACUAUAACAUCACUUAUUGACAUGUAUGCAAAAUGCGGUGAUAUUGAUGAUGCUUUAGCUUUGUUUAGUAGUCUUUCAGAAAUAGAUACUGUUUGUUGGACGGGGAUUAUUGUGGGAUGUGCACAAAAUGGAAGAGCGGUUGAGGCAAUUAAGCUUUUGCAAGAGAUGAUAGAAUCAGGCUUCCAGCCAAAUGAAAUCACUUUUGUUGGUGUUCUUACUGCCUGUAGACACGCUGGUUUAGUCAAGGAGGCAUGGGCUAUAUUUAAUUCUAUUAAAACUGAGCAUGGACUAACACCAUGUCUGGAGCACUACCAUUGUAUGGUUGAUCUACUUGGCCAAUCAGGACACUUCAAAGAAGCGGCAAAAUUGAUUAAUGACAUGCCACUUGAACCUGACAAAACCAUAUGGCGCUCCUUGCUCAAUGCAUGUGCUCUGCACAAGAAUCGAGAGCUUGCAAAAUUUGUUGCUGAGCAUCUUCUAGCUACCACACCAGAAGAUGCUUCUACAUAUGUAAUGGUGUCAAAUGUGUAUGGAGCUCUGGGAAUGUGGGACAGUUUAAGCCAAGUCAGGGAAGCUGUCAGGAAAGUAGGGAUAAAGGAAGCUGGAAAAAGCUGGAUUGAAAUUGCAAGGUGAAAGCCUUGAUUUGUGUAUAGAAUGGUUUGGCUAGAGCAACCCUUGUUAUUAGAAAACAAAAUUUUUGGGAUGAGUCAUUUGGACUGCUGACCCCUAACAACUGUGCACUAUCUAAACUGAAAAAGAAGACCUUUAUGUAUUCGAUGACUGCAUUCACUUGAUGAGAAGCAUGGAAACACCGCAUUUCACAUGAAAUGUGGAUGAGAGAUGCUGUAGCUCAAAAACACUACAUUUGGCCGUGGAAAAUUUCCCCUCUAGAAUGGAUUUUUGGCUGCGGCCUGCGGCAAACUCAUCAGAUUGUGAACUUAAAAGAGAGGAUGAGAAAGAUGGAGCUGUGCUAGGGUUUUACAUUUUUGGUCUUGGGAGCUAGUUCAAUCACCUGAGGGGACGCUUAAAAUCUGGAAGGUAAGGCCUCCUACACAUCUUUACUGUCCCAUUCCACGAGACUUCUUUGUUAAGGUUGAAGGAUUUUAUGGGUAGAUAAUGCAACCUGACUUGGACAUGAGUUUUCUCUGUUGAAUGGUGUUAUGUUAUUGUUUCUGGUUAGUGUUUCCACAUCUUGAACACUUGGUCAGUAGUUGAUUAUAUGAUCUGGGACCUGAAUGUCUGCUACUCUACAUCUAGUAUCGAAAAGAUCUGAGCCGUUGAACAAAAUCCUCUGAUCCUAAUCGUACCCUUUUAUCCCCAAAAUUAGAUUACUCAUCCAAUCCUUUGAUGCAUUGCUGAACAGAACCCUUCGACAGAGGACGAGCAGAUGUGUCAGUGCAUGCCGAGGCCGCAUGGGGGAGACGGUAGUGUGAAUUUCGGAAUCCUUGCCCAUCCAUUUUUGGAACUUGGGCGUCCUUGUUUGUUGCAGAGUGAGAAGCUUCUUCGUCCAAAUCUUAAACUGCUCACUAUCAAUUUCGUUCCACCGCUUGAAAUCAGUGGGAACAAGAAGUCUUUUCGGUCCAAAUCUUCAAUAGUGGCGUGUGAGCGGCGGUGAAGACUUGCUUCUUCAAUCUCUUCUUUGGACUUGAAAUCUGAACUAAUCUGUUUGAUCUAACAUUAUCUAAUUGCUUCUUCAAUUUCCCAUAUAUAUUUGCUGCAUUUAUAUAUAUAUAUAUAUAUAUAUAAUCUAAUUGCUU